AUGCUCCUCCUGCUGACCGCACUUCAGAUCUGGGCUCUAGCCGGGGCCCAGAGCCAAGAGGAUGAGAACAAAAUAAUCGGUGGCUACUCCUGCAUCCAGCACUCCCAGCCGUGGCAGGCAGCCCUGCUGGCCGGCCUCGCCCAACGCUUGCAUUGCGGAGGGGUCCUGCUGUCAGAACACUGGGCCAUCACCGCCGCCCACUGCUCCCGCCCUGGAUACCAAGUGUCCCUGGGUAAGCAUACCCUGGGGCACGAGGAGGCUGGAGAGCAGGUGCGGGACGUCGCCCGCUCCAUUCCCCACCCUCUGUACCGGAGCAGCCCCACUCACCUGAACCACGACCACGACAUCAUGCUGCUGGAGCUGCAGUCGCCCGUCCGUCUCUCGAGCCACAUCCGCGUCCUACCUCUCUCCCACAGCGACUGCCUCCCUGCUGGCACCUGCUGCCGCGUGUCUGGCUGGGGCACCACCAUCAGCCCCCGGGUGAGCUUUCCGCAAGCCUUACAGUGUGCCAACAUCCAGCUUCGCUCAGAUGAGGAGUGCCGGCAAGCCUACCCGGGGAGGAUCACACGCAACAUGGUGUGUGCCGGCUCCCCCGAGGGCGGCAAAGACUCCUGUGAGGGCAUCCCACUUGAACUGGCGAUCCGUGUUCCCGGCGUGUCACACCCCGGGUAUGACAUUCCGUGUUUCCAAAAGCACUCGGUCCCCGUCGGCAUCACGGUCUACCAGGCGUUGAAACACCCCAGUACCCCCGAGAGUCCCAACCCGGAUAUGUUCCGGAUCUCCCAACUGUGUCAGCCAGCAUCCACCUAG
This is a messenger RNA of Myotis davidii, 810 nucleotides long. It is a transcript of the gene KLK13, whose product is annotated as kallikrein related peptidase 13. Bases 1 to 810 code for a protein of 269 amino acids. The transcript is spliced from 5 exons. The record is from RefSeq and is a predicted model, not a curated record. NCBI's taxonomy places the organism in Eukaryota, Metazoa, Chordata, Mammalia, Chiroptera, Vespertilionidae. Gene Ontology annotation, biological process: proteolysis. Gene Ontology annotation, molecular function: serine-type endopeptidase activity.